Molecule: messenger RNA, 1317 nt
Organism: Drosophila busckii
Lineage: Eukaryota; Metazoa; Arthropoda; Insecta; Diptera; Drosophilidae
Product: translation initiation factor IF-2
Exons: 2
Coding region: 27-1124 (365 amino acids)
Source: RefSeq, a predicted model, not a curated record
AGGACAUAUGUUUCAAAAUAGUCGCAAUGGCCUUGUCGCAGUUGCCAGCGAGAGCCCAAAGCGACUGGAGUCACAAUCAGUUUUUUGUUUUUGGUUUUUAUUUUUGGAGACCAUUGGCAUAUAUUUGCAGAGCUCUUCUUCCAUAUCAGCAGCAAGCACUUGAAAGUUACGAUAUAAAGUCAUUAGUUGUGCCAGUUAGCAGAAUAGUUCCAAGCAUGCUGCAUUGGUGUCGUGGUUUAUUGCUGUUGCUGCUGCUGUUGCAACAUGGCAGCUCGCAGGAGUUAUCAGAGCAGCAGCAGGCGGAAGUGGCUGAAACUACGCUGGCUAUGGAAAUGCCAACAAGUGCGGAGCAGCUGUCGCCAGCAGUGGAGCAUACAGAAUUGCCUGCAGCAACAGCAACAGCAGCAACAGUAACAGCAACAACAACAGCUAAGCCUUUGGAACAUGCUGAGACGGCUAUAGAAAUGACUCUAAAGCCUGUGGAUGCACCACCAGAUUAUGUUAAUGACGCUGCAGCGCAGACAGAGCAUGAGGAAGAAGAGCAGCCAGCUGCUGAACCUGAGCAGCCAGCGGCUGAGCAUGAGCAGCCAGCUGCUGAACCUGAGCAGCCAGCGGCGGAACCUGAGCCGCCAGCUGCUGAACCUGAGCAGCCAGCGGCUGAGACUGAACAGCAAUACACAGCAGCAACAACGGCACCAGCAAAGCAUGAGGAGGAACAGCCCAAACAGCAUGAGCCAACCACUGCAUCGCCAGCGCCUGUGCCGUCCAAUUUUAUCAGCUGCUACAGCUGCAGCGGCUAUGCCAACAGCAGCUGCCACGACAAGCCCAGCGAGAUGAUCAAAUGCGCCAAAAGUUUGCCCAUGACCGAUGGCUGCUAUACGCUGAUCAAACGUGACACUAAGCUCAUCUCACGCGGCUGCAUCAUUCAACUAUCGCAAGCAAACGAGCCGAACUAUUGCCUCAAGGAACCGAAGCUCUGCCUCAUGUGUCUGGAAUCCAAUUGCAACACGCAUCGGGCACCCAUAAUAGAUGGUGCAGGAGCAGCUCAACUGCGGGCUGGUUUGCUAUUGACCACAGCUGGGAGCAUGUGCAUCCUCGCUGCGCUGCACUUUAAUCAGUUAUAAGCAAAUAAUUCAAACAGCAUAAUAUAAUUUUAAUAAACUAUUAUUUUAAUCGAAGUCAUAGCAAAUUAAAGCUGCAAUUGCUGUCAAUUAGUUGAUAAGCUCUAAACUAAUUAAGCCACCGAGAAGUUAGCUCGAAGCACUCAACAUUCACUUAUUUAUUUUCCUAAUUUAUGCAUCAAUAGAAAAUAUUGUU